CCGUUAAAAUGUUGCCCACUUGUCUCUUGCUCGUUCGGAUAAUGAUGGAACGGCGCAGUUGUCGGCCUGGAAAUGCAGCAGAUGCGGCUAGUGAUAUAAUCAUGAGGUUAGCUUACCAUAUCCUCACACUGGGAUUUUUUAUUAUUAUUGAUGUGGAUGGGUGUCCGCGCCAAUCAACCCCGAUUGAACGAGCAGAAAUGGCAGUGCGUGAGGCCGAAGCCAAGAUGACUGACCGGGUGAUUAUCCUUCCCUCUUUUGAAGACAGUACCGUGCCCGCAGAGAAUGUGCGGCGCGUCCCCUUGGGAUCCACCGUGACCUUCGCCUGCAACGUCACAACAUCCUCUGGCAGCGCUGCUACCCAGGUGAUCUGGCGACAUCGCAACAAAACCGUCCGUGCCAAUGAGACGGCACAGAACAACAUAGGCUACUUCUACCGCCUGCAGAACACCGCCAACACCAGCCUCCUCUCCAUCCAUAACGCCACACGGGCCACGGCUGGGACAGUGGAAUGUCUGCGACCCUGCAGCGGGCGCGACUUGUGCCUGAUCGAGGAUUAUGAGUUACGGCUACAGUAUCGCGUCCAGGAGGUUUUUGGGCCAGCUAUGCGCAACGUGUCGACACCCUGUGGAAAUUCUCCAUGACUUGUGCCGGUCGGUUUGACUGCAGUACUACGCUAGCCAAGAAUCAUUUUAUCUGGAAAUAUGACGGACAGUUUGUAACGGCCCCAUACGCCUAUCUCGCGGCCAUUGCGGAGCGUUCCCACUUUCCCGGUGUGGAUCACGGGGAAUUUGCCGGCAGCGCUUCCCCUAGCGGUGAGACGGAUCCGCUCUGCAUUACCACACUGAUCAUGACGAUGAAGAAGACGAUCAAUCAUCGACCGGCACGGGUUGACUGCUGGGUGCGCACGGAUGUAGACACCCACCAAUGGUUUGUGCAGUCAGCUUAUGUGCAGUUCACACAGUCCUUCCGCUAAGCUCGACGAUGAAUUACGAGCAUCUGAUACCUU
This is a messenger RNA of Paramacrobiotus metropolitanus, 1006 nucleotides long. RefSeq lists its product as uncharacterized. The transcript has 3 exons. NCBI's taxonomy places the organism in Eukaryota, Metazoa, Tardigrada, Eutardigrada, Parachela, Macrobiotidae. The record is from RefSeq and is a predicted model, not a curated record. The coding region runs from base 9 to 641 and encodes 210 amino acids.